Molecule: messenger RNA, 4239 nt
Organism: Hypanus sabinus (Atlantic stingray)
Lineage: Eukaryota; Metazoa; Chordata; Chondrichthyes; Myliobatiformes; Dasyatidae
Product: neuronal pentraxin-2-like
Exons: 5
Coding region: 28-1512 (494 amino acids)
Source: RefSeq, a predicted model, not a curated record
UAUCUAACCAUCCUGCUAGGGGCAGGGAUGCUUGCAUUUCUAGGUGCAGUGAUCUGCAUCAUUGCAAGCAUCGCCCCGGGAUUUCCGGGAUCUGUCCCUGGUGCUGAAAAUGAAGCCGGAGCAUUGCUUGCAACCCAAAGCGGCGCUGGAGCUGCCCGCGGUGCUGAUAUGGGUCGAGCCGGUGUUCCCGCACCUACCCCAAGCCAGGGCACUGCCAUCGAUCCUGGUGCUGGCAAAGCUUCCGUGAGCUCUGGGCUCGGAUAUGGCUCGGAUUCACUCAUGGGCACUGCCAGUCGCUUCCUCUGUCUGCCUUUGGCUCAGGAUUGCCCUUCCCCGUCGAUCCGGGAGGAUCUGCUGCUGCUGAGGAGUACGGCCGACCAUCUCCGCCAGAUGGUCACCCAGCAGGAGAAGCAGAUCGCCAGCGACCAGCAGACCAUCAGGGAACUGACCAGCAAGCUCAGCCAAUGCGAGAAUGGCCAGGAACUGAGCUUCUUUCAAAACAAUCCCGAGGAAUACGCAUGGGACCUUGGGCGAAACAGUUUGGAAGACGGGACUGAGGAAUCUGACUGGACAGUGUUAGAUCUGGAGCAGACCGUCCACUCCCUGAAGGACAGCAUUGAAAAUCUGGAGGGGGAGCUGUUGUCCCGGGGCAAUGGUUCCUCGACGACGCUGUCUGGCCUGCAGCAGGUCCACUUCUACCAGAAGAUGCAGGAGCUGGAGGGCCAGCUGCUUUCGAAGCUCUCUGAGCUCGAGAGGGAGCGCUCCUUCCUGCAGAACAAGAGCGACCGGCAGAGGCACCGAAUGGAGGAGCAGCUCCAAGCCCUUCACCAGCGCAUCGACAAUCUGGAGAAAGAAACCGCUGCUUAUAAAUUGCAGGAAAGUUACAAAAUAUCACUGCCUGUGCGGACAAACUAUAUGUUCGCCCAAAUGAAGAGGAGCCUUCCGGAACUCUACACCCUGACCAUCUGUGUGUGGCUCAAGUCUAAGGCCAGUGUGGGGAUGGGAACCCCUUUCUCCUACGCCGUGCCUGGACAGGCCAAUGAGAUUGUCUUACUCGAGUCGGGGAAGAAGCCUACUGAACUGCUGAUCAAGGAUAAAGUGGCGCGGCUUCCAUUGAAGAUUAACGACGGAAAGUGGCACCACGUGUGCAUCACCUGGACGACCAGGGAUGGCCAGUGGAAGGCUUACCAGGACGGCACGGGGCAGGGAUCGGGGGAUAACUUGGCACCUUGGCACCCAAUCAAGCCGGGAGGCACUCUGGUCCUUGGGCAGGAGCAGGACAUGGCCGGCGGGAGAUACGAUGCUGCCCAAGCUUUUGUCGGUGAGCUGGCGGAGUUCAACGUCUGGGACCGGAUUCUGACAGCAGCCGAGAUCCAGAGCAUCGCCAACUGCUCGUCCGAUCCGGUGGGCAACGUCCUGUCCUGGGAGGGCAGCGGGCUCGAUCUGUUCGGGGGGGCGACCAAGUGGCCUUUCCAGAGGUGCAGCCAAAGUACCGUCUCCAGGGAGGACUGAUCCUUCGCCCCUUGGCGUUGCCUGCCCUUCACUGGGCCAGCCUCUGCACCCUUCACUAUGUCUCCAGUGUGGCUGGGGAGCCUCCAGGGGUGCGUGACCGACAAUGAGCGCAGGCGAACGAGAGUCAGGCUUCUCCAAGGCCAACACUCCGACUGGAAGCCUCGCUCACCAGUCCAGACCUGCACGCGUCUGACCGUGCUUCCCAAUUGUCUGUUCCCAGCGGAUGAGGCAAACGCUUGGAGUGUUGGAUUGGAAAACCAGUACCCCUGCAGGCACUGGCCAACAAUCAUGUACCAUUCCAGUGUACAUAGCUGUUCAUGUGUGGACCUACACGCUUGGGGGCAGGGGGUCACCAGGCUUUCUCUGGCCAAUGUGUGGUAAUGUGUUGAGUGAGGGUGUAAACUUGUUCGUUUUGAUAUUCAUGAUAUUCAGAUGAACCCUUUCUGUUUGUGCUUCUGACAUCACAAACUCACAGAGCCCAGGUCAAUAAUCUCACUACCCCAGAUUCAACAGAAGACUAUUGGCAAUCUCCAGGAGGUUUGCGGUCUGAUUUAUGCCCUUCUGAGUACACAUGGUCCUCAAGCAUCAGACUAACACCUGAGACCCUGAUUGACCCUCAGUUCUCUAAUUAACUCACAAGAGGACGUAAUUUUAAGGUGAUUUUAAGGGAAGUUUUUUACACAAAGAGUGAUGGAUGGGUGCAUUGAAUGCCCUUGCAGGAGUGGUGGUAGAGGCAGAUACAUUAGGGGCUUUUAUGAAACUCUUAGAUACGCACAUAGUUGAUAGAAACAUGGAGUGUUAUGUCUGAGGGAUUAGAUUGAUCUUAGAGUAAGUUAAAAGGUUGACACAACAUCGUGGGUCCAAUAGCCUGCUCUGCAUUGUAAUUUUCUAUAUUCUAUCUUUAGUAAGUCCUCCAAUAAUCCCACAACGAUGCCUCAAUUAACCCUGUAUCAAUCUUGAGUCUCUAGGCCUUAAAGGAUCCUCGGUUUCCCAAUUAUCCUCACUUGAGACUCGAUCUUCUGACCCCCCAAUCGAUCCUUAAACUUUAGUUGACAAUUGAUUCUUUAAUAACCUGUCUCACUCAAUGCUUAAGCUGAAGGGUUCGUCCUUGUGCCAACCAGUUAGACGCCCAGAAGUAGAAAAACCUGUAAAAUUCAUCAAAUCUCUUCAGUUUGUACCUUUUGGUGUUCUCAAUGGGGAACUGUUGUAGUUUUUUUAAAGCAGAAUUCUUUGUUAAAUGUAAGUUGUUUAGGACAUUAGAAAAUAACAUUGCAGCUUAAGUCCAUAAUGUUGGCUCUAAGGGUAUCCCAGGGACGAUAGCCACCUCUCAAACAACAACCGAGUACUGAGACCGUAAACAUAGAACGAGGGUGGUCACCUGAGGGGAUGUAAUGGCCUCGUUUUGAUCUGACCUUUAUGUUGUAACGUACUUUGAACUUUAUUUGUUAAUCUCAGUAUUGUCAAAGAUAAUCAUUUGCAUAUGUAUCGGAUGAAUUUGACGUCAAAGGCCGGUGUAGGUAAAGUGGAGAUAUUUGCAGUCAGUUGAUCUGGCUCCAGUGUUGGACAAUAUUGUCCAUCUAACUCUGACCCGGGGUUAUAAAGAGGUAUAAAUACUAGGAAGAUGGUCCCUCCACCAGGGAUUAAGUAUUGUCCGUGCACAACCCUCAGUAUAAAUAUUUAGAUAGCAGGACAGUACGUCUGUCAAAAUACAAUGCAUUAUUGGAAAUAACUCGGAAGAUAUGCAGCUCGGCUGGUUGAUGGUUGGGUUGAGUUGUUCUCCAUUCCUGGGAAUCCAUUUGCAAACGUCUCGCUACCACGCGAGGAGACGUCAUCAGUGCUGUUCAUUUGUGGCGUGCCCUCUGAUUGAAGUGCACACUGACGGUGUUGCCUCGUAUGGUGACGAAACGUAUGCAAGUGGAUUGCCAAGAUAGGAGAACAGCUCAACCCAACCAAAAUGUAUUAUUGAAGUACAUAUGCUAUCAUAUACUACCUUGAGAUUUAAUUCCUUGCAGAGUAAAUCAAUAGAUACAUACAGUGGAAGGUUACAACUCUGGACAUCCACAGGAAGGGUUUAUAUCACUUCCUGAGUCCUUAUUCUGCCAUUGUUUUCUCUAGUGUGGACACCAUGGGCCAAAUAUCCUUUUUUUGUGCCAUAAACUCCACCCCACCCUAUUUUUUAAACAACCCCCACCUAUCCCUUGUCUCCUAUCUUUAAUAAUCCAUCAGCAGUAGUUUUCAAAGAAACACUAUAUUUUUAUUAACUUCCCUCUGAUAAUUCUCCUUGGUGGUUCUGUGACCAUUGAGACUCCAGGGGCAAUUUAAAGAGAUGGACAAACCUCAGAGAGUUGCUGCUCCUUGAGCUGUAGAAUGGAGAUUCGCCUCAUCAUGGUGAAGCAACCGUCAGUUUACAAAUGUUACUGGUAAACGCUCACUGAAUGACAUGUCCGCUUCUCCCCCCAUGUACAUGAACUCUGGAUUUUGACAUGUGUCCUUCGCAUGUGUUAAUCUGUUGGUUGUUAAAUGUGACCUGAUUCCGACAAGGAUGCUGAACCCAUUCUCCGCUCACGUAUGAGCGAUGCUGCUAUUGUCCGUGUCUUUCAGUCGCUGAAUAUUGAUGGUCUGUCAAUCUCUUACGAACCAAUCACUAGUUAAUAUCUUUCGAUACUGUGUGGUAUUUGUGGUGACUUAAUGCGGAUUCUGUUACAUCGGAACCAUUAAAUGGGCUAC